Messenger RNA from Fusarium graminearum PH-1, 1831 nucleotides. RefSeq lists its product as uncharacterized. Lineage: Eukaryota; Fungi; Ascomycota; Sordariomycetes; Hypocreales; Nectriaceae. The coding region runs from base 1 to 1539 and encodes 512 amino acids. The record is from RefSeq and is a predicted model, not a curated record. The transcript has 5 exons.
AUGUUUGUGGUGUUCGGCAGGCAUGUUUUUGAACCGAGGGAGGAUUCGUUAUUCUAUGUCCUCGAUCGUAACUUUAAUUAUCCGACAUUUAACUCUAUCAACCGGUUCAAGUACGUCACCGUCCUUUUCCUUCUGCCGUCUAUUACCGCUGACUGUCUAGUGGCAAACGCAAGCGAUGCCGAGAAGGGAGAGGCAAGUCCUCGCGUCCCCAAGCAGAGCAAGAUUAAAGCCAAGAAGUCUUGCCCGCUGAAGAAGAUCUUCGUCGGCAUUUUUCUUCUCAUCUGUCUUUUCGUCGCCAUGUUCGGCAUGGGUGUCCUUGGCGCCCACUUCGCCGCUCGUAAUGAUUCUUCCAAUGAAGUUUUGGAUGGAGCCUCUCAUGAGCCUGUACUCGCAAUCCAAGUCGCCAGCGCUCACGAUGAACGUUUCAUCGCACGCCGUGACCAAACUGCUGAUGCUUCGUACCCGAUCUCGACCAAGACUGCACUGUCUACCAUCUAUGAGGUCAGACAUACUCCCACUCUUGAGAUCGAGACUGUGUUCGAGACUGUCACUGGCACUACGUACGUUACUGUACCUGAUGAGGUCCCUGUUUCCGUCUCAACCACCACCUUUGAAGAAACUACCGAGUACUGCGAGGAUCAUGUUGUUACCAUGACAAAGACUGUGACCUUUGUUGUCACCCCCGACAAAAGUCCUGCAGCCACCUCCGCUGCUCUCCUUGGAACCCCUGUCGUUGUCACCGAAGAGCCCCAAACGGUUACAGAGACCGAAAUUGACACUUCGAUCACUAGUGGACUUCCUGAUGCCAUCAUCACCGGUAACCCGGAGACUGUCACAGAGACCGACGUCGACACAUCAGUCACUAGUGGUCUUCCAGACGCUGUUGUCACUGGAAACCCGGAAACUGUCACAAAAUCCGAAAUCGACACCUCGGCCACUAGCAAUCUUCCGGAUGUUACUGUCACUGGCAACCCAGAGACCGUUACUGCCACCAAGGUUGACACCUCAGUUACCAGCGGUCUUCCAGACGCUGUUGUCACUGGAAACCCAGAGACUGCCACAAAGUUCGAAACCGACACCUCGGUCACCGAUAGCGUCUUCACGACCAUCACCGUCUCGAAUCUCACCCCCACUAUUGUCCCCCCUGAGCUACCCCCAAAAAGCACUGUCACAUCAUGUACCACUUUCGUUCUGACACUUCCUUACUCGAAACCUACAAACAUCGUUGGUGUUCCUCCUGAAAGCACAGUCACCGCAACGAUCUACGAAACCGAGGGUGAUGCUUCCACCUCUACCACGACAGUUUUCGUUCCCCCGUCGCCUUACCCUCCUCAGCCUCCCUACCCAACCGCUAACGACACUAUGUUGCCUGAUAGCACCAGCAACAACCCCAUUGUGCCUCACAUGCCCACUCCCACUCCCGUCAUCAUCUCUGGCGGCACCAAGAAGCCUGAGCCUCGAGGCUGGGGUGGCACCAGCGGAACCACUAACCUCAGCUGCACUGUCAUGCUUGUUGCUGUCAUCAUGUUUUUCCUUUAAUUUCUGCCAGCGAGCUACCGCGCAAGGCAACAACUUUGGGGAACCCUGCGAAGUGGACGAAGGGUUCAGAUUCACUUGUAUGAACACGAAGCCAUUGCUCUGGCGUCUUGGAGUUUCAUCGGUCGGAACUGGCAACGGACUUGGCACGGGAACUGGAAAGCAAAGCGAGGGGUCUGUAAAUCUGCUUUUGGCUUGCGCUAUGCUGCAUACCUAGGUAAUGCAUAAGGUGACGUUGGGUGCUAGGUAUAGAUAAUAAAAGUUUAAUAGCAUAACAUGAUUAUUUUACUCCGGC